AUGGCCCCCAAAAUGAUUUUCCUGGUGGGUGCCCCGCUACCUGGCAAUCUGGACUGGGAUCACGACGAGCUUUUAAACGCGCCAGUGCCCCCAUUCCACAAUGCAGACACCAAUUCCAGAACCGAACAUCAGGCCUAUUUAAACCAGGACUCUAUCAAAUGGAGAGUUCUUCAGCCUCUGUCAACAGACACCGUGGAUGAUCACUAUGCAUUCUACUGGGGACCCAAGGACCCAAACUUCCUGACAUCCCAUCAGCUCAUCAAUGCUGACAGCGUAACAAACGAUGGGAAUGAUACGACUUUGUCUCAGUUCUACGACCAUUCAUUUGCCAUCCAUGAAGCCUCAGAGAUAUCUGGGUCAGAGUCACAAGAGAACCUGACACAGGAGUUGGACAGCAUUGAGGCCGCUGAUUCACCAAGCAAAGAAUUACUUCUGUCACCACCCUUUCGAAUGAAUGGCCCCUUGAGGGAUUUGAAGGACAUCCCCACGGCAAGAGAUCUGCAGACCAUUGUUCCACAGACAAUAUCAGUCAAUUUAGUUGUCGGGGUCAUUGCAGUUCAUCCACCCCGCCGUGUGAUAACGCGGCAGUGGAAAAAAGAACUCGAUAUCAUUGAACUAGUGGUGGGUGACGAGACAAGAGCCGGGUUUGGCGUCAACUUUUGGCUGCCAGUUUCAGUAUCAGCCGAUCAGACGGCAGCCAAGGCCGAGAAAACCUAUGGGCUUGGCCGGUCCCUGGCUCGACUUCGACCUCAAGACAUUGUUCUUUUGCGUACUGUGGGGCUUAGCUCGUUCCGGGAUCAGGUUUACGGACAGAGCCUUCGUGGAGGAAUGACCCAAGUCGACCUUUUGCACCGAUCAUCGACGGAUGCGGGUGAGCUCGACAAGGUUCCGACCAAUGUCCAGGGCGAUCUGCCGCAGAAGGUUCGCAAGGUACGGGAAUGGAUCCUCCGAUUUGUGGGGACGGAUGGAGUAGGCGGUACUAGCCCAGGAAUGCCCGAGACACAACGUGGCCGGCUACCCCCGGACACGCAGUAG
Molecule: messenger RNA, 1035 nt
Organism: Penicillium pulvis
Lineage: Eukaryota; Fungi; Ascomycota; Eurotiomycetes; Eurotiales; Aspergillaceae
Exons: 1
Coding region: 1-1035 (344 amino acids)
Source: RefSeq, a predicted model, not a curated record